UCCACACUCAACUCCCCCAAGUCAUCUGAUACAACAAAACAUUCCACUGAUAGCCAAUCCGCGACGCAGCCAAGGGACUGGCAAGAAAGGCCAUAACAGCUACUGGCAAAAUAUUGACAGUUUCUCCGAAACUCGGGCUUAGUUUUUUUGUGACCUUGGCUGAGUAACACCAGUAAGGAUCAGAAAUAUUUAGCGCCGAGCUAGGGUGUAGUGAAGUCGGGAGAAGAGGAGGCGACCGUCCGGACAGGAGAAAAACAAAGAUGGCUGUGUAGUUAGAGAGUAGUCCCAGCGAACUGUCUGAACAUAUCUCUGCUUUUUCCAAAACUGACACUUCCCGGGGGCUGGUGGAUAGUGAGCUGGCACAGGGGAAAAGACAUUAACCGAUCUGCCGAAUCGGGCAGUUGCUGAACGACCGCUCACGCGCUGGCACAACAAACGAAAGAGAAUGGACAACACAAAAACAUCUGACGGGGUGUUUUGUUAUAGCUAGACAGCGGAGAGAGCUGGAGUGUUUUGUGAGCUUGAUACUUAUAGCCUAGUAGCUAGCUGAAUUGAGCUUAUCUGCCAACAUCGCUAAAUAUCCAUCUACAAAUCUACAAAACGAUCAUCAAAUAACAAUUUUGGAUAUUCCAGAACGUUCGUGUAUCUAAAUUCCAAGCGCGUUAUUGCGUAACAUUGCCUACGAACAGGCAAGCUAUCUAGCUAGCCAACUUGCGUUCCAGCUCUGCUCGCUCGCUAGCCAACUGACCCUUAGCUGGGUGGCCUGGUUUUCCCCUGCCUAGCCUGUGACGUUAAACCUGCCAGCUAGGUAACAUUUUGGUGACGGGUAGCUAGCUAACGCCUGACAAUCACCACCACCCACCAUGUCCUCGGUGGAAGAGCGGGGGGAGGUGGGCGUCGCGGCCGCUCCAGGCUCCUCCUCAGGCGGCCUGGGGGUUGUGGCGGUGGGGGCAGCCCUGGAGGCAGUCGUCGGGGGGCCGUCUAUGCAGGAGGAGGUGAGCAUCCGGAGAGGAGAGGGGCUCGGUCCCGAGUCGGAUCCGGACGAGCCGCCGCCCAAGAAGCGGAUGAGACUGCCGGAGGGAGAGUCGGGAAAGCUGGAAGAGAGGCUGUAUUCAGUCCUGUGCUGCACUGUAUGUCUAGACCUGCCCAAAGCCUCCGUUUAUCAGUGCACCAACGGUCACCUGAUGUGUGCUGGCUGUUUUAUCCACCUGCUGGCUGACUCUCGUCUGAAAGAAGAACAGGCCACGUGUCCUAACUGCAGGUGUGAGAUCAGUAAGUCCCUGUGUUGUAGGAACCUGGCUGUAGAGAAGGCUGUGAGUGAGCUGCCCACAGACUGCCCCUUCUGUCUCAAACAGUUCCCUCGCUCUAGCCUAGAGAGGCACCAGAGAGAGGAGUGCCAAGACAGGUACACACCUCAUUGGGUGACACAGUGUAAGUACAAGCGGAUUGGCUGCCCGUGGAAGGGGCCGUUCCACGAGCUGCCGGCCCACGAGGAGGAGUGCUGCCACCCCACCAAGACUGGCACAGAGCUGAUGGGCAUCCUGGGGGAGAUGGACCAGAGCCACCGCAGAGAACUAACUCUUUACAACUCUAUAUUCUCCCUGCUCUGUUACGAGAAGAUUGGCUUCACAGGUAGGCUAGAGGUCCAGUUCAGGCCGUACCGCACAGAUGACUUUAUAACCCGUCUGUACUAUGAGACUCCUCGUUUCACCGUGUUGAACCAAACCUGGGUUCUGAAGGCCAGGGUCAACGACUCUGAACGAAACCCUAACCUCUCCUGCAAACGCACCCUCUCCUUCCAGCUCAUCCUCAAGAGCAAGGUGAACUCCGCUAUAGAGUGUUCCUUCCUGCUGUUGAAAGGUCCGUACGAUGACGUGAGGAUCAAGCCUGUGAUCCACCACCACGCGUUCAGCAACGACACCAACGAGACAGACUACGUCCCCCUGCCCAUCACCGACUCUGUGGAGUGUAACAAACUACUGGCUGCCAAAAACAUCAACCUUCGACUCUUUAUCUUCCAGAUCCAGAAAUAGACAGGGGGGUAGAGGAAGGGGGGAGAGAGGACCGAGAGAGGGAUAGAGGAAGGGGGGAGAGAAGACCGAGAGAGGGGUAGAGGAAGGGGAGAGAGAAGACCGAGAGAGGGGUAGAGGAAGGGGGGGAGAGAAAACCGAGAGAGGGGUAGAGGAAGGGGGGGAGAGAGAGAGAGCUUGUUCACCCCCUGAAGUUUGAGAUUAAAGUGAUACACCACUGAACCACUGAUACCUCUUUACACACACACACACACACACACACACACACACACACACACACACACACACACACACACACACCACUGGCUGACAUAUUUCUGAGAGUUAUACAACCCUAACUUGGGGUGCUUUCAUUGUUGCUAUGAAGACGAGGUGGUGUUGCCAGGGAAAUUUGUCUGUUGAGACUGACAUGGUUGUUCCUAUGGAGACGGGGAUGUUGCUAGGGGAGAGAGGGUGUUGUUGCUAUGGACUCGGUGGUGACACCUGAGCCUAAGGUAGCACAUGCAGUGUAUUCGGAAAGUAUUCAGACCCCUUUCCACAUUUUGUUAUGUUACAGCCUUAUUCUAAAAUAAUUAUUCUACACACAAUACCCCAUAAUGACAAGGCAAAAACAUGUUUAUAAAUUUUAUUAUAAAUAAAAACUUUAAUAGCACAUUUACACAAAUAUUCAGACCCUUUACUCAGUACUUUGUUGAAGCACCUUUGGCAGCGAUUACACCCUUAAUUCUUCUUGGGUAUGACGCUACAAGCUUGGCACACCUGUAUUUGGGGAGUUUCUCCCUAUUCUUCUCUGCAGAUCAUCUCAAGCUCUGGAGCAGGUUUUCAUCAAGGAUCUCUCUGUACUUUGCUCCGUUUAUCUUUCCCUCGAUCCUGACUAAUCUCCCAAUCCCUGCCACAGAUGGUGCCAGGUUUCCUCCAGACGUGACUCUUGGCAUUCAGGCCAAAGAGUUUAAUUUUGGUUUCAUCGGACAAGAGAAUCUUGUUUCUCAUGGUCUGAGUACUUUAGGCAAAUGGGCUGUUAGGUGCCUUUUCCUGAGGAGUGGCUUCUGUCUGGCCAUUCUACCAUAAAGGCCUGAUUGGUGGAGGGCUACAGAGAUGGCUGUCCUUCUGGAAGGUUCUCCCAUAUCCACAGAGGAAUUCUGGAGCUCUGUCAGAGUGACCAUCGGGUUCUUGGUCACCUCCCUGAACAAGGCCCUUCUCCCCCGAAUGCUCAGUUUGGCUGGGCGGCCAGCUCUAGGAACAGUCUUGGUGGUUCCAAACUUCUUCCAUUUAAGAAUGAUGGAGGCCACUGUGUUCCUGGAGACCUUCAAUGCUGCAGAAAUGUUUUGGUACCCUUCCCCAGAUCUGUGUCUCGGCACAACCCUGUCUCGGAGCUCUACGGACAAUUCCUUCGACCUCAUGGCUUGGUUUUUGCUUUGACAUGCACUGUCAACUGUGGGAAGUUAUAUAGACAGGUGUGUGCCUUUCCAAAUCAUGUCCAAUCAAAUGAAUUUACCACAGGUGGACUCCAAUCAAGUUGUAGAAACAUCUCAAGGAUGAUCAAUGGAAACAGGAUGUACCUGAGCUCAGUUUUGAGUCUCAUAGCAAAGGGUCUGAAUAUUUAUGUAAUAAGGUAUUUAAAAAAAAAAAAGUGCAAACAUUUAAAAAACCUGUUUUCACUUUUGUUAUUUUGGGGUAUUGUGUGUAGAUUGAUGAGGACAUUUUUUCCAUUUAAUCCAUUUUAAGAAUAAGGACGUAACAGAAUGUUUAAAAAAAUCAAUGGGUCUGAAUACUUUACGAAUGCAUUGUACCAACCAAAGCAGGAUGGUCCGCGAGUGUGUGCGUGUUCCAAAGAUGUGAAUGUGAAUUUUGAAUUCUGUUGACCACUCAGUUAGUCUGUCCAAUGGAGAGGUAAAGGGUGUAUGUGUGUCUUUGAGCCACCUGUAUGCACACACACACUUGCUCCCUGACAUGCUCCUAGUCUGUGUGUUUAGGACAGGUGUUAAUUUUGUAUCUGAGAGCAGCCAAGACCAGACCCAAGAUGGCUGUGUUUUGCCCUUUGACACACAGGAGAGGUGUUCUGCAUGCUCCUUUUUAGUUAGUCCUUUCAACAUUAGUUGUGAUUUAUAUAUUAACGUUAUAAGCUAAUUUAUACCAAUUCAUAUUUCCUUUUAACCCUGAAUAUUUAAAUACCUGUGAACUUUUCCUUUUUAGUUAGUUUUUGUGUGUGUGUGUGUGUUGAGACAGAUUAAUUUUGGGCCCAAGUGAACACAUCCCUAUAAACACACUUGCACACAUGUGAACUCCUUCCUCUGCUCUGGUUGGUCUGUACUAGAGACCUGCUAGAAUUGGAGAACCCCAGCUUGCUCUGAGAGGGGAGGCCCAGCUAGUGUGACAGACUGGGUGUGAACCCAGUUUAUCUGCGUGCCACGAGACUGUGUUGGUCCUCUGAGCUGAAGUGUAGGCAUUAGCUUGGGGAGGUACCUCAAGUCUUCAAGUCUCAGAUAAAGUUAUUGGCGAUGGGAGGGUGGUUCAUCUCAGAGAGAGGGAAAAUAUAACCUGAACGGUCCACCAGCUCAACCUUGUUCUAGAGGACUAGACCAUGACUCCGGUUCUAAAGGGGGAGAAACCUCUGGGGCGGUGUGUGUGUGUGUGUGAGUGUGAGUGAGUGUGUGUAUAGGGGGUGGGUGUGGUGCAUUACUAUGGCGACGUGUUUAGAGCGUUAGACUUACUUGAAUGACGCUAUGAUGACGAUUGACGUUACUAAAAGUAGAAUCUACUGUGAUAGAUCAGGAGUAGAGACAGAUCUAUCUAGGUUGAGUAUUUCUAUAGAUCUGUCUCACCUCCAGGCCUAUCUAGGUCUUGUAUUCUGUGUUUUAAUGCUUUUUGUCUCUAUACCAAUAGACUCACUGACUCAUCUCACUAUGGCUGCCUUUUUAUUAAACAUCAUGGAAACUGACAAAUACAUUCCUCUCCUGUGAGUGAGUGAGUGUGUGUGUGUGUGUGUGUGUGUGUGCUUGCGCGUGUGUGAGAGUUAUCCAAAUUGUUAACUGCUGAAACUAGUCACAAUGAGAUAACCCCUUUGGUCGGUCACGUAUACUAAGUUUUGCUUUGCUUACUUCAAUACUGUGGUGUGUAUUUUGUCCUUUUAUGGAAAAAGAUGGCAGUGUUUGUGUUCCUGGGUCACUUCCUGGGCUAUACUCACCAAUGCCGACUGGCCACCUGUAGGGUGCCAUGAAGCUAAAUUGCCAAGCAGACAGCUCACAUCCCUUUGCAUUUUGAAAGACGGGGGGAGUGGAGUUGUGAGGUGUCUCCCCCACACUGACAGAAGCCAGGCAAAAAGUGUGUGUUUUAUCAACUUGUGUUUCUUAUCAUUGACCAUGUUGCAUCAGUAAAGGUUUGUGUGUGUGUGAGAGAGUUAGUUAGUGAUGGAGACCAUGAGAGUGAGUGAGAGAAAGACAGCUAGAUACUGAGCAGAAAGGGUGAACAAAAAAAUUGCCACAUGAAAUGUC
Molecule: messenger RNA, 5521 nt
Organism: Salvelinus fontinalis (brook trout)
Lineage: Eukaryota; Metazoa; Chordata; Actinopteri; Salmoniformes; Salmonidae
Gene: zftraf1
Product: zinc finger TRAF-type containing 1
Exons: 6
Coding region: 864-2033 (389 amino acids)
Cellular component (GO): nucleus
Molecular function (GO): zinc ion binding
Source: RefSeq, a predicted model, not a curated record